AUUAUCAAUAUGUAUGGUGAGCUAAUAAUGGAUGCAGUCCCUGAUAAGGUUCAUUUCUUCAACAGCUUUUUCCAUAGACAGCUGGUAACCAAAGGAUAUAAUGGGGUGAAACGAUGGACUAAAAAGGUGGACCUCUUCAAAAAGACCCUCUUAUUAAUUCCUAUUCAUCUGGAAGUCCACUGGUCCUUAAUUACUGUGAAUCUCCCUAACCGAAUUAUUUCAUUUUAUGACUCUCAAGGCAUUCAUUUUAAGUUCUGUGUAGAGAACAUACGGAAAUACUUGCUGACAGAAGCUAAAGAAAAAAACCGGCCCGAUUUCCUCCAGGAUUGGCAGACGGCUGUUACAAAGUGCAUUCCACAACAGAAAAAUGACAGUGACUGUGGAGUUUUUGUACUCCAGUACUGCAAGUGCCUCGCCUUAGACCAGCCCUUCCAGUUCUCUCAAGAGGACAUGCCCAGAGUGCGAAAAAGGAUUUACAAGGAACUCUGUGAAUGCCGACUAAUAGACUAAUAGAAAAAGAAGGGGGGAAAAAAGCAGCCCUUGGUAUUUUCUGAAGAGUCCCAGCUGGUAUUUGUGUACUUGAAUUUUCUGAGAAGAAAGAAACUUCCAUGAAUUUCAAACUAGUCUUGGUGGAAUGGUUAUAGCCAACAGAAUUACCUCAAGCAUUUUUUUUUCCUUUCAAUCUGUACCCGGUGAACCUACCGCAAAAUAUUCCCAACGUCAAGGGGGUGGGGUGGGGUUUUAUUCUAAUGUUCUUUCCUGUAUUUAAUAUUUAUUAUCUUAACGCAUGCGCAUAGGCAAAGCAUGCGACUAAAAAGCAAAGAGAAGUAUAAAACUGUAGAAUUGGUGCACCUUUGAAAUGUAGCUAGAAGUGACAAGAAUAAUACAGGUUUAAACGUUUUUUGUCUGAAAACAUGAAACAUGCAUGAUCCAUUUUUCCAAUGCAAUAAUCUUUGAAUGUACACAAAAAGAAAGAAAGAAAAGAGAAGAAAAUCCCAAUUCCACGAAAAGGAUAUCCAGAAUCUUUUUCUUUUCUUUUCUUUUCUUUUCUUUUUGUAAAAAUUAUGUUUUCUUCCUAGUCCCUUCCCCGUUAAAUUGGGAAGAAAGAUAGUUGGAAACUGGACUCUGUAUGUAGUUUGUGAAAAUCCAUUUUAAUUGGUCAUUUUAUUUUUAUUUUUAUUUUGCCAAGUGGUACUAGAUCACAGUCUUCAGACCGUUCGGAAAUAAUUCUUUGUACCACAAACUCUUUUAGCGCAAAUAAAAUAUGGAGAUGCUCGUUCAGUUGGAUUUGGCAGUCUUGCUUGUAGAUUUACAGAGGAAAUGUUGACAUUUGAUUUCAUUUUUAAGCAACAUCUGGGUCACGGUGCCUCACCUUCGCAGCUUUAAGAUGCGUGGACUUCAACUCCCAGAGUUUCUG
Messenger RNA from Thamnophis sirtalis, 1417 nucleotides. The record is from RefSeq and is a predicted model, not a curated record. NCBI's taxonomy places the organism in Eukaryota, Metazoa, Chordata, Lepidosauria, Squamata, Natricidae.